Messenger RNA from Nematocida minor, 1182 nucleotides. Its product is annotated as polyadenylation factor subunit 2. NCBI's taxonomy places the organism in Eukaryota, Fungi, Microsporidia. Gene Ontology annotation, cellular component: mRNA cleavage and polyadenylation specificity factor complex. Gene Ontology annotation, molecular function: protein binding. The record is from RefSeq and is a predicted model, not a curated record. The transcript has a single exon. Bases 1 to 1182 code for a protein of 393 amino acids.
AUGGACGAAGAUGAGACGAGAGGCCAGAGGAUCAUCUACGACGGAAAGAGAAUGAGAAAAGCCAUCACUCGGAGGAAUGUAGACUACAAUGGGCCACUUCUAAAGUAUAAACUAGAAGGAAGAUUUGGCGCAGUCCAGAAGCACCCCUUGUACUCCAUCUACGUCCCUCCUGUCACCGGCUCUUGCUCCAUCUCCAACAGCCUAACGAUCAACCUAGCACACACCAGCAUAAACAAAAUACGAACGCCAAUAAACACGAUAAGAUACGCCCCAAAUGGAAGAAGACUCAUCUCAGGUGCUGCGACAGGAGAGUUCACUCUGUGGAACGGUUUUAGCUUUAACUUUGAGACCAUUCUGCAGGCACACGACAGCGCGCUCAGGUCUCUGUGCUGGACGCCCCACGGAGACUAUCUUGUCUCUGGAGACCAAAUAGGCGUGGUGAAGUAUUGGCAGCCAUCAAUGAACAACCUGCAGCUGAUAGAAGCGCACAAAGAAGCCAUACGAGACAUCAGUUUUGCUCCUCGCGGUAAUAAGUUCUGCACAGCCUCUGACGACGGGACAAUAAAGGUAUUUGACUUCCAGACAGCGAAGGAGGAAAGGAGCCUCGCAGGGCACGGGUGGGACGUAAGAGUGGGGCAGUGGCACAAAAGACACGCGCUGAUAGCCAGCGGGGGAAAGGACAACCUAGUCAAGCUGUGGGAUCCCCGGGGGAAAGAGCUGACAACCCUGCACAUCCACAAGAACACAGUCCUGUGCCUGAAGUGGACAAAUGAUGGAGAGUGCAUUCUCUCCGGGGGGAAAGAUCAGGUCAUUAAAAUGUUCAACUUGCGCGCGAUGAAGGAAGAGUUCACGCACAAGGGGCACCAGAAGGAAGCCACUGCGCUAUGUGUCCAUCCCUGUCUCGAUAGUCUCUUUGUGUCAGGUGGUGGCGAAGGGUCUGUCUACAUCUGGCAAAAGCACAAUGAGUAUCCUGUGAGAGUAAUAUCUGAUGCACACAGUAAAACAAUAUGGUCAAUGGACUUCCAUCCGAUAGGCCACACUUUGGCGACAAGUUCGGUGGAUAACUCGGUUAAGUUCUGGAUACGCCCUAGGCCCACAACGGAUGGAGCAUCUGGCGACGUGGAGAGUGUGGAUGUAGACCACGAGAGAAUACCUGGAAUAGGAAGCCAUCUACAAGAAUAA